Cotesia congregata is the source of this 2829-nucleotide messenger RNA. The record is from the annotation of a GenBank genome assembly. Lineage: Eukaryota; Metazoa; Arthropoda; Insecta; Hymenoptera; Braconidae.
AUGAAUCUACAACAUGUAGAAGCAUGCAGUAAUACUCCAAUAUCAAACAUGGAUAUGAGUCUUCCACAGAGAAAUCAAUUAGAAGCAAAUUAUUGUUCAAAAGAGUGGAAUAUAAAUGUAUUUGCUAUAAAGAGCCUGAACCUUUACCUCCUAAUCGAAAAAGAAGACGAGAUGUCCAUGUAUCUACUUCAAUUUCGCUAUAUCCCAGGAACCAAGUGUCAGGCAGGUUUCACAGCUCACGUGCAUUCUGAUAGCUUACUAAUUGACGUUUGGAAUGAUAAUCACAACUGCACAAGUGUCAAGCUUUCUUCAAUUGCAACCGUAGAAACUAAAAAAUUGAAAGUUGAUGACAAAAGCCAAAAAUUGAUUGGAUUAACAUUCAACAGUUUUCAAUCGAUAUUAACGUUCGUAAAACAGUUCCAAAAAGAAGAAAAUGACGUUUAUGUUACGCGAGAUAGUCGAACACUAAUAAGUAGUGACAUUCAAGAACCAUAUAAUGCUGAUUUAGAAUAUAUUUAUGUAAAAUUUGUUUGUAAAUUUGGUGAAGCAACUCAUACUCCCAAAGUAAAUAAAGUGCGAAAUACAAGUUCCUACAAACUAGGAUGUCAAUUUUAUAUUUACGCACAUAUAACUAAAGACAAAAAUUUAUUGGAAAUAACAAAAGUUAAUUUGGAGCACAUUAAUCAUGAAGAUAUUGAGGCAUUUAUUGGGGAUGUACCUGAAAACAGACGAUUGUCUCCAGGAACAUAUGAAAUGGCAUUAAACGCCAUGGAUUUAAAUUGCUCCAAAAAACUGUUACAAAACAAAAUAAUGAAUGAUAAAAAGAUUAAUAUUCGAACGAAAGAUUUAUCCAAUAUGCACAGAAAACAUAAGAAUUUGAUGACUAAUGAUCUACAAGUUGUGGAAAGAAUGCUGAAAUCUAAAGGUGCAGAUGUUCAUAUUCUUCAUAAGAAUAAUGAAUAUCAAGGUUUACACUUCUCUACCGCUGAUAUGAGAUCAUCACUGAAAGCAUGGCCAGAUAUUGUAUUUCUUGAUGGAACUUAUAAAGUUUUUAAUACUAAUUUAUCUUUAAUGAUAUUACUUGUAGAAGAUUCAAAUGGACUCAGUGAAGUAGCAGGGAUUGGUUUAUUAGCACAUGAGGACUAUUUAUCGAUGAAGUGGUUUUUGAAUACGGUGAAAAAUGAAAAUGAAGAGGCUUGCAAUAAUAUAAAAUGUUUUAUGACCGACAAAGAUAUGACAGAGCGAAAAGUAUUAAAAGAAUUAUUCCCUAACUCACUUUUACAAAUAUGUCGAUUUCACGUUUUAAAAAUAUUUUCAACUCAAAUAACAACAAAAAAUAUGAACAUUACUAGUGAUCAAAAAGAUUUUUGUUUGUCCCUACUCACUAAAAUUGUAUACAGUUCAUCAGAAGAAGAAUAUAAUGAUUAUUACGCUACAUUAUCAAAAGAAGCACCUCCUCAGGUCGUUAAAUAUUUUAACGAUAAUUGGCAUAUUAAUAGGAAAGAAUGGUGCACUUAUUUGAUGGAAAAAAAUUUGGGCAAUUACUCGAAUAAUAGAUUAGAGUCACUCAAUGGAAAAGCUAAAGAAGAGAUUGGUCUGAAUAAUUACAUAAGUAGUUUUGUAGUAAGGUUUUUCAAAUGGCUUUCUAGUCAUAACCGUAAUAAUGACUUCAAAGCUUCCAAAAAUUUUAUUAAAAUACAACUUCCUGCAAAUAACUUUACUGAGUGGGAAAAACUGUAUUCGAAUUAUUUGACCAUAAAAGCUUUUGAGUAUGUUCAGACUGAGCUUAAGUAUCAUAAUCACAUUACGUUUUGGAAUGAAAAUAAUGUAGAAAAUACUAUUAAUCCAGAUAAUAUCGAAGAGAAAUAUAUUAUGAUGUGUAAAUCACUCGUGAUAACUACCACAAACAAAAGUUGUGAAUAUCCUCACUGGUUAACUUUGUUUUUACCUUGUCGACAUAUUUUUUUAAUCAGAAAGAAUUAUGGUGUUUCAUUAUUUUCGGAAGAAUUGUGUGCGAUUCGAUGGACAAAAAAUUAUUACCGAUCAACUCAGAGAUCAUUUCGAAAAUUAAAAAAGGAAACUGUUGAAGAAGUUACAGAAACUCAAGUUUCUCAAGUUGUCACAUCCGGAGAGAAUAUCGAUAGCAGGGUAGAAUUGCACAAACAAUUGAAAUAUAUAAUAAAUGAUAUAACACAUACUAUGAGCUUGAAUUGUGGUCAAAAUUUUGAAAAUAAAAUGAAAAUUCUCAGUAACAUAAGUUCUUCUUUUAAAAAAGGAUCAGAUAUUGAAAUUGUAAAGGUAGUUCCAUCUUUGACUACUAUUAAAAAUAAGUUGCGAGGUACGAUGGUAACAGAAACAAAUGUUAAGUCAGUUUUUCAAAAACGAAAAAUAAUCAAAUCAUUAACCGAUAAAAUUUGUGAGUCAUCAAAUAGCUGGUUAUUAAAUAAUUGGAACUCUAAAUUACAAACUUUAAAAGAAAUAGAUAAUUUUUGGAGACAGUCUAUUGAAGUAGAUGUACUUGAAAAGCCAAGCAAAGUAGCUGCAGCUGCUAUUGAAAACUCUAAUUCUAAAAAAAUUAACAAAGUUGGGCAGGCAAUAAAACUUGAUUAUGAUUGUAAAGUUUCUGACGUAAAUACACCUGUGAAAGUAAACACUCGAGGUCGGCCUAAAGGAGCAUUGUUAACUGUUAUAGGAGUUCCAAAGAAGAAACGUAAGCUAAGUACUUUUUCGGAAAAAAGUAGUUAUGAACAAGCCACUGUUUUAUUAAAUUGGUUGCAAUUACCUGAUACAUUGAAAACCUCGAAAAUGGCUUCACACUUACAUCUGUGA